UUUUAUUUUGGAUUGUCAAUGUCAUAAGCUAGUACCAAAAUAUCCUUCUUUCUGUUUGACGUUUGGCUGGUCGAAUCAGACUAAACCAAAAUGGUGAACGUACCAAAACAACGUAGGACUUACUGCAAGAAAUGCAAGGUCCACAAAGUACACAAAGUUUCACAAUACAAAAAAUCCAAGGAAAGGCACGCCGCUCAGGGUAGGAGACGUUAUGACCGCAAACAACAGGGUUACGGUGGUCAGUCCAAACCCAUCUUCAAAAAGAAGGCGAAAACCACCAAAAAGAUUGUACUCCGUCUUGAGUGUGCUGACUGCAAGGUUCGAUCACAGGUGGCCUUGAAGCGUUGCAAGCACUUCGAACUCGGAGGAGACAAGAAGAGAAAGGGACAGAUGAUUCAGUUCUAAACAUGUAAUAAAUAAGAAUAACAACUAA
Molecule: messenger RNA, 433 nt
Organism: Danaus plexippus (monarch butterfly)
Lineage: Eukaryota; Metazoa; Arthropoda; Insecta; Lepidoptera; Nymphalidae
Gene: RpL36A
Product: large ribosomal subunit protein eL42
Exons: 3
Coding region: 91-405 (104 amino acids)
Biological process (GO): translation
Cellular component (GO): ribosome; cytosolic large ribosomal subunit
Molecular function (GO): structural constituent of ribosome
Source: RefSeq, a predicted model, not a curated record